AUGAGUGGGGACUCUGAAAUGGUUUUUGAUGAACAAACAGAAAAUAAAUCUGUUGAAAGAUUCACAGAUUUAUUUAAACGUUUGUCUACUGCCGAAGCUUGUGAAUUUGUACGUGGAGGUAAUGGGGCAGAUAUUCGUUGUGGUUCUUCAGUAAUUGAAGUCUUAACAACAACAAAAACAAAAUUUAGAGGAAUUUUUUAUGUACAAGGCCAUUGGUUAGAACCUGAAUGUAUUGGAAUGAUUGACGAAAAUGAAGGAAAUGGAACUGAAUUAGUUUUACGAAUUCCGUUGGGGAAAUGUGGCUUAGAAAAACAAUUUUCUACAAAUCCAAAAGGUUAUUUCUUUCGUGGUACUGCAAUACUUCAAUUCCAUCCAAACUUUCGAACUGGAACAGACAAAAUUUGGAAGAUUUUGUGUUUUUAUCGAGAUCACUCCUCAAAUGAACCUGUGCGUAGUGAAGACUCAGAAAUUGAAUGGCAAUUAAUUAGAGACCACACACAACGUAAAGAUCGUCGUCCCACUCAAAUGCCCUGUAGUUAUCGUUUACUUGCUGCUGAACAUAUGGAACAAAUGUCAAGGCCACCUUGGGGGAACAAUGCGGCAACUGGUGCAGCAGAGUGCCUUACUCGAACAAUUCCACUAAUUUUGGGACAAAAUGUCAUUCAUAGUUGGGAAUGCAAUUCUGAUCAUUUCGAUGUUUACCAAUCAUUUUUGAUCAAUUCAUGUUUUUUGGAACCUUCAAAGAAUAAUGAAAUAUCAACACAAAUGCUGAUAGACAAAAAUGGAUGUUCAACAGAGCCAACAUUAAUAGAAACCCCUCAAUAUGUAAAUCAGUUAAAAGCUUUUGCAAGAGGAGUAGCUAUAAGAGGUAUUGGAAAUGAAACAACUUUAAGGUUGCGUUGUAGUCUUAAAUUUUGUGAUAGAUUAAUGGGGGAAUGUGAAGAAAUUUUGCCACCAAAAUGUGGAAAAGAGGAUUUUGAUAUAACAACUACUACUCAAAUAAAUAGUACAAAAGAAGAAGGAGAAGAAAAUAAAAAUAGUAACGAGAAUAAUAAUACUGUUAUUAAUAAAAGGAGAAGGAGAAAACAGGUAAAGUAA
This is a messenger RNA of Meloidogyne enterolobii, 1098 nucleotides long. Lineage: Eukaryota; Metazoa; Nematoda; Chromadorea; Rhabditida; Meloidogynidae. The record is from the annotation of a GenBank genome assembly.